AUUAACGAAAAGGUAAAAGAAAAAAUACACAUCAGAACGCAAAUUCGUUGUUGAAAUCAUCGAGAAAAGAUAGUUAAUCAUCGUGCGACAAAUGACAUUCUUUUCGUGCAUAAUUUAAUGUAAAAAAUUAAGCAAAAUUAAUAUACAACAAUAUAAUUAAAAGUAUAUUGUUUUAUUUUGUAUACAGUGUAAGAGAAAAUGAAAUUAUAAAAAUUACUUCGACAGUGUUCAAAAUAAGAAAAAUCUUCCAAUUGGACUUGAAAAGUGUAAUGAAAGAAAAGUUGCAAAGCAAACCGAAAAACAUAAAAGUUCACCAUUAUUGAAGACAGUAAAGAAAUUAAAGCACAAAAGAGAAAAGAUUGGAGCAACGUAGCAAAAAAACAAAAGAAAGAGUCUCCAAAAAGAAGCUUAACGCCUUUGGUCUUCAUAUUGCAAAUUCUUCAAAUAUUAACUUGUAUCUUGUUUACUAUUGUUUUAUCUGUACAUACCCUUCUCGUUCUCUUGUAACAAGAUCGUGACUUGUUCUGUGGCACUUUGGUGUGUUUUUUUGUGGCUUUAAGUUCAAACGCUCUAUUUCCGCCCGCAUUUUGGUUAUAGGAAAUGGCGUUAGAUAUUGGGACUCAAAUGAAUGGCAAUGCGCUGACAUCAUCUUUUACAUCAAAGAAAAAGGAUACAGCGGCUGCUACCGAAAAGGAGAACUUAUGGUCCGCUAUAUUGAGCGAAGUACAAAAACAAGGCAGCACAAAACUUCCAUCAAAUAAAUCUGUACUAGUAUUAGGCGAUAAUGCCACUGGCAAAACAACAUUAAUAGCCAAAUUACAAGGUGUCGAAGAUCCUAAAAAAGGUUCCGGUUUGGAAUAUGCCUACAUUGAUGUUAAAGAUGAAUAUAGAGAAGAUAUGACAAGGUUAGGAGUUUGGGUUCUUGAUGGUGAUCCAGGACAUACAAAUCUCUUACGUUUCGCUUUAAAUGAAAAUAAUUAUGCACAUACCCUCGUAAUUCUCACAGUUUCAAUGACUCAACCAUGGGGUUGGCUUGAACAGCUCAAUCAUUGGAUAAAAGUAUUAUCCGAGCAUAUUGAAAAAUUAGAAAUAAAGCCUGAAGAUAAACAAGAAGCACGACAACGUUUAAUCACCUCAUGGCAAAGUUAUUGUGAAGUUGGUGAUGAUUUAGAUCCGGGUUCACCGGUAAAACGCACGAUGAGAAAUAAUUCAAUAGAUGAGGAUGAUUUAUUACCACUCACAGAAGGUGCACUUCUAACAAAUUUAGGUCUUGAUAUUGUUGUUGUAGUCACAAAGACGGAUUACAUGACAACAUUAGAGAAAGAAUACGAUUAUAGAGACGAACAUUUUGAUUUUAUACAACAAUGGAUUAGAAGAUUUUGCUUACAAUAUGGCACAUCACUUUUUUACACAAGUGUAAAAGAAGACAAAAACUGUGAUCUCCUCUAUAAAUACUUAACACAUCGAAUUUAUGGUUUACCAUUCCGAACGCCUGCACUAGUCGUUGAAAAGGAUGCAGUGUUAAUACCAGCAGGUUGGGAUAGUUUGAAAAAAAUUAGUAUAUUAUAUGAAAAUAUGCACUCAUGUAAGGCAGAAGAUUACUACACUGAUAUCAUAUCACCACCUCCUUCAAGAAAAACUGUUUCAAAUCGAGAAGCUGAAGUGCAAACUGAGGAUGAGCAAGCAUUCUUAGCGAGGCAACAGGAAAUGCUUAAACAAGGUAUCCAAGUACGCGGAGAAUCACCUUUACGUUCACAAGGUGGUACUAAAGCUAUGCCAAGAACGCCAGGCUCUGGAGGACAAAGCUCACCUAAAAAGAUGGAUGCCAAACUUAAUCCUGCAACGCCUGGCAAUGAAGGCGUUCUCGCCAAUUUCUUCAACUCAUUGCUGCACAAGAAAUCUGGUUCACCUGGCACACCACCUGUAGCGGCAAGCUCCCCCCGAAUGAAUGGCUCCGAUAUGCAUCUAACACCUGAAAAACUAGCAGUCAGAACAGAUGCGGCAGCUGAAUUGGACCGUUUGUCGAGGAGCGUCAAAAAAGAAAUGGAUUUCUCGCAAAGCGAGUGCUAAAAAUAAUAUGCAAUUUUAGGGAUUUUAAAAUGUAAAAGUAAAAUGAAAGACAGAAUGGCACUGGCUCAUAACAUUAGUCAAUGAAGUAUUUUUUUACGUUAUUGACUAAUAUAAUCAAAUUCCAUUAAAAAGAUAAUGAAAGCGAUGAUUGAUACUACGAGUUAAAAAAUUAGUAAACAUUUAAAAGUUAUUUAAAUUUGCAAUUUAGCUUGAUUUUUAUAAAUACGAACAAGUAAGCUCAAUUCUAUGUAUUAAGUUUUUAUGUUUAAAUUCCU
Molecule: messenger RNA, 2345 nt
Organism: Teleopsis dalmanni
Lineage: Eukaryota; Metazoa; Arthropoda; Insecta; Diptera; Diopsidae
Gene: Dlic
Product: cytoplasmic dynein 1 light intermediate chain 1
Exons: 7
Coding region: 601-2070 (489 amino acids)
Biological process (GO): microtubule cytoskeleton organization; microtubule-based movement
Cellular component (GO): centrosome; cytoplasmic dynein complex
Molecular function (GO): dynein heavy chain binding
Source: RefSeq, a predicted model, not a curated record